Molecule: messenger RNA, 1791 nt
Organism: Aspergillus puulaauensis
Lineage: Eukaryota; Fungi; Ascomycota; Eurotiomycetes; Eurotiales; Aspergillaceae
Exons: 3
Coding region: 1-1791 (596 amino acids)
Biological process (GO): eisosome assembly; negative regulation of protein kinase activity; endocytosis
Cellular component (GO): plasma membrane; eisosome filament
Molecular function (GO): lipid binding
Source: RefSeq, a predicted model, not a curated record
AUGACCUCAGAGAUUCUGAGCUCGCCUCGUGACGUCACGAGCUAUGCCCAUGAGCUCAGCAUAAAGAGAGGAUGGACGGUAUUGGGGGUUCAGGCUUAUAACCCUGCGUUAAGGAAGCUAAAGCACAGUUGUUUCAUAAUUUAUCAGAUUGGCCUUGACAAGUUUGAUAAUCCUAAGUUCGAUAUAUUGAGGAAGGUGCAGCCCUACCAAAGCUUGCCUAAACCUUCCAUCCACAUGAAUCGAACUCUUUCCGGCAAAAGAAGAAGCACCGGCAACACCGGCCGUAGCCGGUUCAACUUUGGAAGCAUCCGCAGCUUUCAGCAGCCCCUUUUGAGCAAGAAGAUGAACCGAGUGAUCAAGAGCGAGAACUCGGCCGCCGCCGCUCAUGAGUCGGCAGGCAGACAGCGCAUCGCCGUCGGAGAGCAGGUGUCCGAUUGGGGCGAAACAACCCAGGACGAGACCAUCUCGGACAUCUCGGAUAAGCUUGGUGUGCUUCUGGCGGAGAUGGGCGAGGAGGAGGACGUCUUUGCUCAAAAUCUGGAUGAAUAUCGCACCGUCCUCAAGCAUAUUCGCGACACGGAGGGCUCUGUCCAGCCGACCCGUGACCAGCGAGCUAAGAUUUCGGAUGAGAUCCAGCGCGUCAAGUUGAAGGAUCCCAAUAGCCACAAAAUAGAGACUCUGGAACAGGAGCUCGUUAGAGCCGAGGCUCAGAAUCUUGUCGCUGAAGCACAGUUGAUUAAUGUGACCAGGCAGAGAUUCAAGGAGGCAUACAGCGUCCACCUGGCUGCUGUCAUUGAGCGAAGCGAAAAGCAGGCUCUCCUUGCCCAUCAUGGUCGUCGUCUGCUAAACUGCAUCGAUGAUACCUCCGUUGUCCCCGGAGACGAGGCAAGGGCGUAUGUGCAUGGCGCCGAGGCCAAGCGAAUAAUUGAACAGGCCGAACAGGACAUACGCUCUUGGAAGAUACAAAUGGAGCCCGUCCACGUUGAAGACUCUGGGGCGCAAGCUCUUCCCACGGGAGUCUCACCACCGUCUUCUGGUCGUGGAGCCCGCGUGACAACCACAACCGAUUCCCAGGCAAUGGAAUCCCAGGGAGCAGAAACUCGUGAAUUUGAGCCUCAGGCAAUGGGAGCUACAAUGGGAACCGGGGCGAUGGGCCCUCAGGCCAUGGAGCCUCAGGAAAUGAGACGUCGUGAUAUGGAAGCCGAGGAGAUGAGACGUCAAGAGAUUGAGGCUCAAGAAAUGCGGCGUCAAGAGAUGGAGGUCCAAGAGAUGAGACGUCGUGAAAUGGAGGCUGAGGCAAUGCGGCGUCAAGAGAUGGAAUCCCAAGAAGUUAGGCGCCGUGAAAUGGAAGCUGAGGCAAUGAGGCGUCAAGAGAUGGAGUCUCGUGAGGCUGAGUAUAUGAAGGGAGAAUCUGAAGACGUCCAGGCAGCAGAUACUCAGGCAGAGGACACUUCUGCUUGGGAGGACUACUCCCAGGUUUCGCCUACAAAUGCAGCCCCUCGCGAAAGAGUCCAUAGCAUGGCCGCUCCAAUGAUGGAUGCCGAUGUCUUGGAGGCACGGAAUGCAGCUGCUUCAGGAGCGGACCGUGGUCUAAACAGAGGUCAGGAGAUGGGCGGUGCUAAUGGCGUGAAGGGCUUGGGUGAGAAACAAAAGGCCCCAACCAGAAAUAACCAGAGCGCCAAUGGCGGCAUUUCGGACAACCCAGAAUUCACCUUCCGCCCAAAGAAGAGAGGAGACCACCUUGGGACUCCCCUAGAUGCCCAUGUGCAGCGCGUUGCAGUUCCCAUUUAG